Pseudovirgaria hyperparasitica is the source of this 1722-nucleotide messenger RNA. Its product is annotated as acetyl-CoA synthetase-like protein. The transcript is spliced from 3 exons. The record is from RefSeq and is a predicted model, not a curated record. The coding region runs from base 1 to 1722 and encodes 573 amino acids. NCBI's taxonomy places the organism in Eukaryota, Fungi, Ascomycota, Dothideomycetes, Acrospermales, Acrospermaceae.
AUGGGGUUAACGGCGCCGCCUCCUAACAUCGGCCUGUCAGAGCUUCUGUCAGAUGGAAGCCCUCGACUCCUGGUCCCGAGAAUUGAUUAUAUUGCCACCCGUGAACCCAAUAAGGUCUACGCCACCAUCCCACACGAUACCGAAGACCUUUCCCAGGGCUUCCAAGACAUCACAUACUCGGCUUUCGCGCGAGCGAUAGAUCAUGCUGCCUGGUGGUUGAACUCUGCUCUAAAAACAGCAAACGUACGAUUCCAGACCGUUAGCUAUUGGGGCCCUUUCGAUCUGCAGUAUGUCAUAAUGAUAGUAGCUUGCAUGAAGAUUCGGUGCAAGAUCCUCCUGUUAUCUUGUUAUGCCUCCUUCGAUGGCAUAGUGAAUUUGUUCGACAAGGUUGGCUGCCAAUGUCUCUUACUUCGCGGAACCCUGCCCACGGACUCGAACAUUGCGGCGGUGUUGAGGACCAGAUUAGAUGUUUGUCAGGUUCCUGUGCCACCAUCUGAGAACUGGUUGUCAGUUCCGGCAGGGCUACCUUAUCCUUACAAUGAGACAUAUGCAUCCUCUGCUGGUCGGGUCGCCUGUAUUUUACAUUCAUCUGGAACCACAUGUAUGGUCCUUGCCCCAAUCUUUGCUCUUUUAGGUCGCUUACCAUCAGCAGCUUUACCAAAGCCAAUCUACUACACCAACCGACGCCUGGCAGCAUUUGGCGCAGCUCGCUUCCUUUCGCAGAAAAGCCCUCAAACCCGAGCUCCAAGAUACGCCGGCAAAAGAUUGCAUACCCAUUUUUUCCCAUGCCAUACAUGGGGUCUUGCCCUCGCUCUUUUCCACCCCGUCUACGAUGACGCGCAGCCUAUUAUCGCCCUACCAAAAGGCGGCGUAGAUGUCAGCUACGCUAAAUCCAUACUCAAGCACUGUCAAAUACAGACUAUUGCCUAUGUCUCCGGUCUUCUCGAAUCCAUGAUCCGUGAUCCCGAGGCUCUCUCUCUGCUCCGCGGAUUGGAGCAAAUCAAAACUGGAGGGUGCCCUCUGGGUGUAGAUCUUAUCAGAACACUGGAGAGAGAUGGGGGAACCGAUAUCUGUGAGGUCUAUGGAUCAACAGAGAUCUAUCCUAUGGUAUGCUCGCAUCUAUUCGAUGAUGCCGCCGGGGAACACAGCUAUUUUGCCUUUGGUAAGUGCAUGGGGCUUGACUUUGAGGAGCAUGGUGAUGGGCUCUUCGAAAUGAAGAUGAAGAAAGUGGCGGGCUUAGAACAGUUCCAAGGCGUGUUUGACACAUAUCCUCACCUGGAGACAUUCCAUACGGGCGACCUCUUCGUCCCUCAUCCGGACCGUGCUGGCUAUUGGCGCAUCGUCGGACGAGUUGAUGACGUGAUAAGCCUAUCAAAUGGGCAAAAUAUGGUUGUUGCAUUGUUAGAACGUCAAAUCGCACAUCACGAACUCGUGUCUGGUGUGUACAUAGGUCAGUCGGGGAGACCGUGGCCGAUUGUGCUCCUCGAGCCGAACGAAAAAGCCUUCCAGCUUUCCGACGAAGACUUUAUGAACUCGGUGUGGAUGCAAAUCCAGAAGGCAAAUGAAGGUAGUAAAACAUCAGUCCAAUUAUGCCAUGAACACCUAUUUUCAACAGGACUAAAGCGAAGGCUUCCGAGAACGGCAAAGCUAGCGAUUGACCGAGCAAAGACUGCAGCCGAGUUCAAGGAUCUAUUCGACCGGGCAUAUGGCUUCUCGUUGUAG